UCUGAAUAAUAAUAUUCUCAAUAUUUUUUACAUAUUCUGUUUGUUUAUUUACUGUUUGUUUACAACUUUAAACCAGUUUGCACUAAAUUCUGUGCAGUACUCUUGGCCAUCUGGUCUCACUACCAGUUGGAUUUAGUUUGUGAAAUCGGCGGAUCUGAGGUAGAAUUUUAUAUUAAAGGCUCGUAUUUACGGCUUUAUUUACAAGUGAAAUCUUUUUAAACAGUGAAAUAGUUAUUAACCCAUUGAUGCCAAAAGCGUCGUUUUUUGAUCCGUUCUAAAACUUUUAAAUUUGGAAGAUUUUCUUGUUUCUUUUAACUUUUUUCAAUAUUCUUAUUAAACUAAAUUCUUAUUUGAGCAGUGCAUAUUGGGUUAUAUUUUAUCUUUUUGUUCUUGCACUUUAUAUACUUUUAAUUUAGCAAGCGUGCACGUGUGUUGUUGUUCAUUGUGGUUUAUAUCGGUUCAGCAGUAUCCUCAAGCAAACUUAUUGCUCUCCUUAAGCAAACUUAUUGCUCAAGACCCUGCUGGAUCUACCCUAGCUCUGUUCAACCCCGAUCAGCGAAACAAAAAUUAGCAUGGAUAUAAUUGCUGCUAUUGCAGAGCAGCGAAGACAAGAUCUGCAAGAACUACAAAAUUUAAGAGAUCUUCAAGAUCUUCAAGAUCUUCAGGAUGUUCAAGAUUUAGUAAACCAGCCAAGAAGAGCUCCUAUCUGGAGAAGGAACAGGCUGGAUCCUUUUACAGAUAUUCAGAAUGAGAGGGAGUUUAAGGCAAGGUUUCGGUUCGACAGGCCGAACCUUCAUAAGGUUGUUGAGCUGGUCAAACCCUUCCUUGACCUUGGUGAUUCAAAUCGUGGACUGCCUAUUUCUGCCGAGCUGAUUGUUUGUUCAGCUUUGGAAAUGAUGGCCGGGGGCCAUUUUUAUUGGGUUGGUGGGUACACCUGUGGUACCGCCCUAAGUACAGCCUGGAAGAAUAUGAAGAGGUUCGUUAAUGCUCUCCUAACAGAUGAGGUGAGGAGAAGGUUUCUGUGCAUGCCAUCUUCAGAACAACAGAGAGAAAACAUCUCAGAAGUAUUCAAAAAGUACAAGUUAAACAACGUAAUUGGAGGUGUGGAUAGCAUCAAUGCACAAAUCAUUGGAGGAUUCGACAGGAGGAUCUAUGACAUCCUUCUAACUGCCCCUGGAUCUUUUCAUGAUGCGGCAGUCUGUAGCAUGUCGCAGGGAAAAGGUUGGUUGGAGACUAGAUUUCCCCAACGGUUUUUUCUCGGCGAAAGCGCCUAUCCUCAAACAGAGGUUAUGAUGACCCCUUACUCGGAGGAUUAG
Molecule: messenger RNA, 1316 nt
Organism: Eurytemora carolleeae
Lineage: Eukaryota; Metazoa; Arthropoda; Copepoda; Calanoida; Temoridae
Exons: 7
Coding region: 573-1316 (247 amino acids)
Source: RefSeq, a predicted model, not a curated record